CAAAACAAACAAAAAAAGCAUUCUAGAGCCACAUGCCUUAUGAAGUCAAUGCUGGGUAUGAUUUUACAAAUAUGGUCCGGAAAAAGAAUCCCCCUCUGAGAAACGUUGGUAGUGAAGGUGAAUCCCAGACUCUCAAGUUGCCAGGGAUUGGAAGCGACGAUACCGAAAGGAAGCAAGAAUUUUCUGCCGGUCAGAUGCAUGAAAACGCUGAGCAGGGCGAGGCUGCGGAGCCAAAUGACAAGGAGGGGUUUUGCACGCACGUCCCGGAGUCGUCUCCCAGCACUAAAAAGGACUUGAAAAGCGCAGCGCUGAGUGAGAAGGCUGGCUUCAAUUAUGAAAGCCACAGUAAGGGAGGAAAUGUUCCAUCCUUUCCUCAUGAUGAGGUGACAGACAGAAAUGCGCUGGCCUUCUCGUCUCCAGCUGUGGGGGGAACCUCAGAGUCCUUGAAGUCUCCCGUCAGAUCAGAUGCAGAUGACACCCAGGAUGCGGUCUGCAUCCCGUCGGGAGAUCUAUCAGAGAAAAGCGAAGAGCAUCGCACCUCACCCAAAGCUACAGAUGCAACGGCGCAUGCGCAGAGCGGCCCAGCCGAGCACCCAGGCUCAAGUCCGACCUCGGCGGCCUCAAAAAACCCACAAGUGCCUUCUGAUGGGGAGUUAAGGCCAAACAGAUCCAAAGCAGAUUUGCUGGCAAACGAGAACCCAGAGACGGCGCCUCUGUCUCCAGAACUUCAGGACUUCAAAUGCAACAUCUGUGGCUACGGUUACUACGGCAACGACCCCACGGAUCUCAUCAAACACUUCCGCAAGUACCACCUAGGGCUGCACAACCGCACGAGGCAGGAUGCAGAGCUCGACACUAAAAUUUUGGCACUCCAUAACAUGGUGCAGUUCAGCCACUCCAAAGACUUCCAAAAGGUCAACUGUUCUGUGCUGUCAGGGGUCCUCCAGGACAUAAAUUCCCAAAGGCCCGUCUUGCUCAAUGGGACUUACGAUGUGCAGGUGACUUUAGGUGGGACCUUUAUUGGCAUUGGACGCAAAACUCCCGAUUGCCAGGGCAACACCAAGUAUUUCCGCUGCAAGUUCUGCAAUUUCACCUACAUGGGCAAUUCGUCGACCGAGCUGGAGCAGCACUUCUUGCAGGCUCACCCAAAUAAAAUAAAACCCGCCCUUCCUGCGUCUGAAUCCAGCAGAGCUUCGGAGAAGAGCUCCGGCAAGCCCAGCCCCGCCGUUCAGUCGUGCGAGGCCGGAGACCUGGGGAAGUGGCAGGACAAGAUCACCGUAAGAGCCGGAGACGACGCGCCGGUGGGCUACUCGGUGCCCAUCAAGCCUCUCGAACCCUCGAGACAAAACGGUACGGAUGCCUCCAGUUACUACUGGUGCAAAUUCUGCAGCUUUAGUUGCGAAUCGUCCAGCUCCCUCAAACUGUUAGAACAUUACGGCAAGCACCACGGGGGGAGCCAGGCAGGGGGCCUUCACCCAGAUCGGAAUGACAAGCUCUCGAGGGGGUCGGUCAUUAAUCAGAGUGACGUAGCCAAAAAUGCAGACGGAGAGUUAGCGGCCAAGACCGAGAAGGGCCCUAGCGUGGCCAAAAGGAAGGACUUCUCCGGCUCAGGAGCGGAGGACCACGUGGUGACGAGCUACAAUUGUCAGUUUUGCGAUUUUAGGUACUCUAAGAGCCAUGGCCCAGACGUGAUAGUGGUGGGGCCUCUUCUUCGCCACUAUCAGCAGCUGCACGACAUUCACAAGUGUACCAUUAAGCACUGUCAGUUUUGCCCCCGAGGCCUUUGUAGCCCAGAAAAGCACCUUGGAGAAAUUACUUAUCCUUUUGCUUGCAGGAAAAGUAAUUGUUCCCACUGUGCUCUCUUGCUCUUGCACUUGUCCCCUGGGAUGCCAGGAGGCUCCAGAGUCAAGCACCAGUGUCACCAGUGCUCUUUCUCCACUCCUGAUGUAGACGUUCUCCUGCUUCACUAUGAAACCACACACGAAGCCCAGGCCUCUGAAGUCAAGCAAGAAGCCAACGCCCUGCAAGGGGUGGACGGGCUGUUGGCCGUCAAAGAAAGCAAAGAACACUCGUGUACCAAAUGUGACUUUGUCACUCAGGUGGAAGAGGAGAUUUCUCGACACUACAGGAGAGUCCAUAACUGUUACAAAUGCCGUCAGUGCAGCUUUACGGCUGCCGACACUCAGUCCCUGCUGGAGCACUUCAACACCGCCCACUGCCAAGAGGUGGACAUCACCACAGCCAAUGGGGAGGAUGGCCAUGGGGUGGCUGCCGCUCUCAAGGAAGAGCCCAAAGUUGACCUGAAGGUCUAUAGCCUGAUCAGUCCAGAUCCCAAAAUGGGAGAGCCGGUCUCUGAGUGCAUAGUAAAGCGGGAAAAGCUGGACGAGAAGGAAAUGGCAAAAGAGAAAGGUUGGCUUGAUGGCUCCAGCGACGAUCUUCGUGGCACCGCUUGGCGAGGAGUGGACAUUUUGAGGGGGAGCCCGUCCUACACCCAAACAAGCUUGGGCCUUCUAACCACGGUGUCCGUUGGCCAAGAGCAGCCAAAGCCCCUGCGGGAAAGUCCAAAUGUAGAAGCUGCCCAUCUUGCACGGCCUGUUUAUGGCUUGCCGGUCGAGACCAAGGGCUUCCUCCAGGGGGUGCCCCAAGGAAGUGGAGAGAAACCUGGACCCCUCCCUCAGCAGUAUCCUGGAUCUGGUGACAGCAAGUCAAAGGAUGAAUCUCAGUCCCUCUUACGGAGACGUAGAGGCUCGGGUGUUUUUUGUGCCAAUUGCCUGACCACAAAGACCUCUCUCUGGCGAAAGAAUGCAAAUGGAGGAUAUGUAUGCAACGCGUGUGGUCUCUACCAGAAGCUUCACUCGACUCCCAGGCCUUUAAACAUCAUUAAGCAGAACAACGGCGAGCAGAUCAUUAGGAGACGAACGAGAAAGCGCCUUAACCCAGAGGCACUCCAGGCUGAACAGCUAAACAAACAGCAGAGGGGGAGCAGCGAGGAACAAGUCAAUGGCAGCCCGCUAGAUAGGAGGUCAGAGGAUCAUUUGACAGAAGGUCACCAGAGAGAAAUCCAGCUUCCCAGCCUGAGUAAAUACGAAGCCCCGGGUUCAUUGACUAAAAGCCAUUCUUCUCCGCAGUCAAUAUUGGUCAGCCAAACCGCUCUGGAUAUUCACAAAAGGAUGCAACCUUUGCACAUUCAGAUAAAAAGCCCUCAGGAAAGUACCGGAGACCCAGGCAAUAGCUCCUCCAUAUCAGAAGGGAAAGGAAGCUCGGAGAGAGGCAGUCCAAUAGAGAAAUACAUGAGACCUGCAAAGCACCCGAACUAUUCGCCACCCGGAAGCCCCAUUGAAAAGUACCAGUACCCACUCUUUGGGCUUCCACUUGUACACAAUGACUUUCAAAGCGAAGCUGAUUGGCUGAGAUUCUGGAGUAAAUAUAAGCUGUCCGUUCCCGGGAACCCACACUACUUGAGUCACGUGCCUGGCCUACCAAAUCCUUGCCAAAACUAUGUGCCUUAUCCCACCUUUAAUCUGCCUCCUCAUUUUUCAGCUGUCGGCUCCGACAAUGACAUUCCUCUCGAUUUGGCGAUAAAACAUUCCAGACCUGGGCCAACGGCAAACGGUGCCUCCAAGGAGAAAGCGAAGGCGCCCCCAAAUGUAAAAAACGAAGGCCCCUCAAAUGUAGUAGUGAAAACGGAGAAAGUCGACCGAAGUACUCAAGACGAACUGUCAACCAAGUGCGCGCACUGUGGCAUUGUCUUUCUGGAUGAAGUGAUGUACGCCUUGCAUAUGAGUUGCCAUGGGGACAGCGGACCUUUCCAGUGCAGCAUAUGCCAAUAUUUUUGCACGGACAAGUAUGACUUCACGACUCACAUCCAGAGGGGCCUGCAUAGGAACAAUGCACAAGCUGAAACGAAUGGAAAACCUAAAGAGUAAAACAAACAAAACGAAAAAAACAAAAAAAUAAAUAAACCUUAGCACUUAGCACAAUUAAACAGAAAUAGGUUUCCUUGAUGGGAAUUCAAUAGCUUGUAAUGUCUUAUUAAGCACUUCAUAUAGCAAGCAUGCCUUAUCCAGUAUACAAUCCUCCAUUCUCUUCUCUCUCUCCCCCCCUUUCCUUUCUUUAAACGAAAAAGUUAAGUAACUGAGAAGGAAAAGGAAAACGGAUGGCAGCUGGAAGGGAGGGGGGGCAGGGAUAGUCACUUGGGACCCGUCCCACCAAAACUACACAGAAGACACUAUAUCAGGGCAAGAAUCUUUGACAGACUUAACCAGACAACUAAUGCUUUUGUUCUUGUGCAAGAAACGCAGCUGGCUAGAACGCAAAGAUGUGUAAUGCUGACGCAGGUGUACAGUAACAUAUGCAUACUGUAUAGCGAAAUGGACUUGUUAAAUAAACUGAUGUCCAGAAA
Messenger RNA from Euleptes europaea (tarantolino), 4402 nucleotides. RefSeq names its product transcriptional repressor GATA binding 1 (gene TRPS1). The transcript has 6 exons. Gene Ontology annotation, cellular component: nucleus. Gene Ontology annotation, molecular function: zinc ion binding; RNA polymerase II transcription regulatory region sequence-specific DNA binding; DNA-binding transcription factor activity. The record is from RefSeq and is a predicted model, not a curated record. Gene Ontology annotation, biological process: regulation of transcription by RNA polymerase II. The coding region runs from base 33 to 3926 and encodes 1297 amino acids. NCBI's taxonomy places the organism in Eukaryota, Metazoa, Chordata, Lepidosauria, Squamata, Sphaerodactylidae.